Ricinus communis (castor bean) is the source of this 1959-nucleotide messenger RNA. RefSeq names its product digalactosyldiacylglycerol synthase 2, chloroplastic. Gene Ontology annotation, cellular component: chloroplast outer membrane. NCBI's taxonomy places the organism in Eukaryota, Viridiplantae, Streptophyta, Magnoliopsida, Malpighiales, Euphorbiaceae. Gene Ontology annotation, molecular function: digalactosyldiacylglycerol synthase activity. The record is from RefSeq and is a predicted model, not a curated record. Gene Ontology annotation, biological process: galactolipid biosynthetic process. Bases 333 to 1745 code for a protein of 470 amino acids. The transcript is spliced from 5 exons.
AAAUAAAAUAAAUAAAAUAAAAACGACAUCGUUCAACUGUUGCAAAGCUAGGACAGAGGAUAUUCCCUCCACCUUUCGUUGCCUAAGCUGAAGGCAACUACUUGACCAAAUCCAAUAUCAAGCAUUUCAUAACUUUCACGCCACCAGGAAUCUUUUCCUUUUUCUUGAAAGUUGUCUACAACAGAGGAUCAUCAUUACUCAGACAAAUUACAGUGCAGUUAAAACAUAAUAAGUUCUAGAACUUGUGAACCCCUACUUCUCCAAUUCCGGUGGUUUUUACUUGAAUUCUCUAAGGGGUUGUCCGUGCCUAGCACUUAAGACCUGAUGACUGAAUGGAUCAAAAACAGCAGCAUAUUGCAAUAUUUACCACUGCAAGCCUUCCGUGGUUGACUGGAACUGCUGUCAACCCUUUGUUCCGUGCUGCAUAUCUUGCAAAGGACGGAGACAGAAAGGUCACUUUAGUGAUUCCGUGGUUGUCUUUGAAACAUCAAAAGUUAGUAUAUCCGAAAAACAUUACAUUCAGUUUGCCGUCAGAGCAAGAAGCAUAUGUCCGUAGGUGGCUUGAGGACCGAAUUGCAUUUCUAUGUGACUUCAAAUUAUGCUUUUAUCCUGGGAAGUUUGCUAAAGAUAAAGGAAGCAUUCUUCCUGUAGGAGAUAUCUCUGAUUUCAUCUCUGAUGAAGUGGCCGAUGUUGCCAUACUUGAAGAGCCUGAACAUCUAACAUGGUUCCAUCAUGGGAAGAGAUGGAAAACUAAAUUCCGCCUUGUGAUAGGAAUUGUGCACACCAAUUAUUUGGAAUAUGUGAAGAGAGAGAAGAAUGGACGAUUGAAAGCAUUACUUCUUAAAUAUGUUAACAGCUGGGUAGUCAGCAUAUACUGCCACAAGGUAAUUAGAUUAUCUGCUGCCACCCAGGAUUAUACUAAAUCCAUCAUUUGCAAUGUUCAUGGAGUGAAUCCCAAGUUUCUUGAGAUUGGAAAGAAAAAGUUAGAGCAACAGAAAAAUGGGGACCAGCCCUUCACAAAAGGUGCUUACUACAUUGGAAAAAUGGUGUGGAGCAAAGGUUACAAGGAGCUUCUUAAACUUCUUGAUGAUCACCAAAAGGAGUUGACUGGGCUUGAAGUUGAUUUAUAUGGCAGUGGAGAAGACUCUGAUCAAGUUCAGGAAGCUGCUAAAAAGUUGGAACUGGUAGUUAGAGUAAACCCUGGGCGUGACCACGCUGAUCCUGUAUUCCAUGACUAUAAAGUGUUCCUGAAUCCAAGCACCACAGAUGUGGUAUGCACGACCACUGCUGAAGCAUUAGCAAUGGGAAAAAUCGUUGUAUGUGCCAACCACCCCUCGAAUGACUUCUUCAAGCAGUUCUCAAAUUGCCAAACUUAUGAUAACCGCAAGGGCUUUGUUGAGGCCGUGUGUAAGGCUUUAGCUGAACAGCCUGCUGAGCUGACUGAUGAAGAAAGGUAUGCACUGUCAUGGGAGGCUGCCACAGAAAGGUUUCUGAAAGUUGCUGAGUUGAACCUACCAUCUGCAUGGAAAGUGGAAAGAGUUCCAUCAAAGAACUUUGCUUCCACAUCUUUGAAUCUAAGACAGAACAUAGAGGAUGCAUCAGCAUAUGUUCAUCAUGUGGUUUCUGGGUUUGAAGUGUCAAGAAGAGCUUUUGGUGCAAUUCCAGGGAGUUUGCAACCAGAUGAGCAGCAAUGCAAAGAGCUUGGGCUGGCUAUUUCCGCAGGGGAAGGAGGAUCAAGACAUUGAUAUAAUAAUCUUGUGGCUGACUAAUGUAUUAACAAAGGGCAAAGAGGUACAUAUAAAUGUACUGUGAUUGUUUCCCCAUUAUUGCUGCAGCUUAAACAUGGAUAAUGUAUAUGGAAUAUGUUUCUACUGCCUAGAGUUGCUCGAGCUGCCAUAAAAAUCCAUAUUCGUACAGUAACUGUUUUAUGUUGAUCAUUUUAUAUGCUUCUCUGAUGUA